AUGCUGCCCAAAUUCAGCUCACUACCUUUAUUCCGAUCCCCAAUCCACAAGCCAAUCUCCCCUCACAUUCUUCUCCAGCUCACCGCCUCAAUCUCUUCCGUGAAAGUCGUGUGGCGAAAGGACCACAAGCUCGAUCAAGCCAUCGAGAACGACAAAAAAUGGCGGCUCUGUGCUCGGGUCGUAAGAGAGGUCAUAAACGAACCGGGCCGGGCAAUCCCCCUCCGGUACUUGGAAAACCGCCGCUCGCGCCUCCGCCUGCACGUCAAAGCUCGAACCUUUAUCGACCAAUACCCGGGCUUGUUCGAUGCCUACAAGGACAGGGUCAGGCCCAAUUCCGACCCGACUACCUUCAUCCGACCCAGCGACCGGCUGAACCGGUUCCUGGAGGAAGAGAAAGCGAUCUACAAGGCAAACGAGCCGCGGGCCGUCGAAAAGCUUUGUAAACUGCUGAUGAUGGCCAAGGACAAGGUCAUCAGCGCCGAUAAAUUAUUCGAGGUGAAGAGAGAUUUCGGUUUUCCCGAUGAUUUUCUGGUUAAUUUGGUACCAAAAUACCCUGAAUAUUUCAGGCUGUACGGUGAGCCCGGAGAAGGAAAAUCCUUUCUCGAACUAGUCGAAUGGAAUAACGAUUUUGCCCGUUCGGUUAUCGAAAAACGGGCAGACGAUGAGUACGAAGCAACCGGGAUUAGGGUUAGGCCCGAGUUCAUCUGGAAGCUUCCUCCGGGCUUUUUCAUAAAGAGGGAAAUGAAGGAAUGGGUUAAGGACUGGAUGGAAUUGCCUUACAUUUCACCUUACGAGGACAUCUCGAGUUUGGGCCCGGCCUCGCCAGAGAUGGAAAAAAGGAUGGUCGGUGUUUUUCACGAGCUGCUCUCGCUAUCAGUCCACAAGCGGGUCCCGGUGGAUGUGCUCGGGAAAUUCUGCCACGAGUACAGAUUCUCGAAUGCGUUUGCGAGUGUCUUCACGAGGCAUUCGGGGAUUUUCUACAUGUCGCUAAAGGGUAAGAUUCAGACUGCUGUGUUGAGGGAGGCGUAUAAGGGUGAGGGGUUGGUAGAUCGCGACCCGAUUCUUGAAAUUAAGGAUAAAUUUAUCGAGUUGUUGAAUGAGGGGCAGAAGAUGAGGGCCGAGCGGUUUAGGGUGGAUAGGGAUUUGAUUCGGGAGGAUAUGGAGUUUUUGGCGGGUAGAAGAAUUAAAGAAAUUGAGUGUGGAGAGUGGGAUUCGGAUUUUUGA
Striga asiatica is the source of this 1224-nucleotide messenger RNA. The record is from the annotation of a GenBank genome assembly. NCBI's taxonomy places the organism in Eukaryota, Viridiplantae, Streptophyta, Magnoliopsida, Lamiales, Orobanchaceae.